Messenger RNA from Perca fluviatilis (European perch), 3622 nucleotides. RefSeq lists its product as uncharacterized. Gene Ontology annotation, molecular function: lipid binding. Lineage: Eukaryota; Metazoa; Chordata; Actinopteri; Perciformes; Percidae. Gene Ontology annotation, cellular component: extracellular region; membrane. Gene Ontology annotation, biological process: lipid transport; lipoprotein metabolic process. The transcript is spliced from 37 exons. Bases 1 to 3615 code for a protein of 1204 amino acids. The record is from RefSeq and is a predicted model, not a curated record.
AUGCAAAAACUCAAAAGAUUUAAGCAAAAAGGCAAGAUCCAAACUCGAAACACCGAAGCCUCCCCAAAAGCCUGCAGAGAUAAAAAAGAAAUGACCCAAAGAGAGAAGCCAACUGCCAUGGAGCCUCAGCGACCUAAAGAUGCUGACGUGAUUCACACACGAUACCGAAUGAAAAAAGCAGCAACUACAAACAAAGAGGCUACUGGAAACUAUAUACAAACUCCUGUGGUUCCUCCCAGACCCACAGAACAGGAACUUAACGCCACAACCAGAUACAGCCACCUCAGGAAGGUACAGGCUGAGGACACACAGAGCCAAUCAGAAGUUCCCAAAGAUAAAGCGGACUCCAAACAGAGUGAUCAGUCGGUCCUGGCUGGAUUGUUUCGAGGGAGCCAAAAGGAGAAAACACCUUCGUUAACUAGUUACCUGAUCCAGGACAAGGAGGAAAAAACUGCUAAUGUCCCGGCCAAACAAGCUCCUGGCAGCAAACCGGCCAGCAGUGAGCUGAGUCCAGAUCCCAGCGCAGAGGAAACCAGCUCAGAAAAAGAGCAGGAAAAGAAUGCCGAACCUAAACAGGAAAAAGGGGGAAUAUUCAGCGGGAUGUUCAAGAAGUCUCUGAAACCACCGAAAGCUGCUCAAACUGACGAGCUGGCGAAAGGAGGCCUUUUCAGUGGAAUAUUAAAGAAAUCUCCCAAACUGUCUGAGGCCCCCCGACUGGAGGAGGGGAAAGGUGGUUUGUUCAGUGGACUCCUCAGAAAGACUCCCCAAACAACUGGAGAGGCGAUUCUAUCGGCGCAGAAAGAUCUCUCAGCCAGCAAUGACAGUCUCUCUGAAGCUGCUAACACAAAGGAGAAAGGAGGUGCGUCCAGCGGAUUAUUCCAGAAGCCGUCCAGACGUGCAGACGGUCCUCCUACAGAGGAAGAAACACAGUCACAUGUCGAUGAGCUCUCAGGCAGCAGUGAUGCUCUUAACACCAAGAUCGAGUCUCCUGACAGUGAGCUGUCAACCAGCUCCGAGAAUUUACCUGAGAACAAACAGGAGAAAGGUGGAGGGCUGUUCAGCAGACUCCUCAAAAAGACUCCGAAAGCAUCGAGAGAAAGCACAGAGUCACCGGAACGAGUAGUUCAGAAAGAGCAGUCGGUCAGCAAUGACAGCCUGUCUGAGAAUAAUACCAUGAAGGAGAAAACUAUUUUUAGCAACAUUUUUAAGAAGCCACAGAAACCAGAAGAGGGCGCUGCAGCAGACAAGGAGCUGGAGGUGAACAGAGAAAAAUGGUUAUCUGUGAGCUGUGAGAAUCUGUCUGACACCACCAUCCCAAAGGAGAAAAAAGGCGGCCUGGCGGGCAUCUUUAAAACAUCAGCGAGUAUUGACAACCUGUUUGACGAGGAAUCAAACGAAGAUAAGGAGUUAUCUGCCAGCUGGGAAAAUCUGUUAGAAGCAAACACAUACAAGGAGAAAACUGGAGGACUGGCAGGGAUCUUCAAGAGGUCUUACAAACCAGCUGCGCGCUCGAUUGCUAAUGAGGAUCCUCUCAGUGACACAUUGGAGCUGUCCGCCAGCUGUGGCAGCCUCGCAGAAACUGCAGAGGAUAAUCUUUCAGCAGUUGGUGAAUUGUCGAAUAGUAACGAUAAUCUUUCUGAAGCUACAAGCACCACGAAUGAGAAAAAAAGAGGGUUGGCUGGAACUUUUAGGAGGACGCCCAAAACAGAACAACAGGAAAGCGAGGAUAUGGAGGCAGCGGAAGGAGGCCGGCUGAGACGCAGGAGAACCAUCAGCAAGAAAAGACGAGUGGUGUCAUUCCGAGUCAAGAAAACUCUUCCCAAAAUACAGAAGCUUGAUCUACCUUCACAGAGUUCAGACAAGAUGCCUCUUUUUGAGGAGGCUGUAGAGCUGCAGGAGCUGAACCGAGCACAGGAGAGCACAGUAGAGGUCCAAACUUUGGAGAUGGCAGCUUACCCUACAGAAGACAACCCUCUGGAAUCUGAGGAAAAUGAUGAUUUGAUGGAGUGGUGGAACACAGUCAAAGGAUGGGCAGAGUGGAACGAGACGUCUAAUUUUCACGAGGAUGAUGGGCAAAUGUCGAUGGAGCAGGCAGCUGACCGUGUCUACAUGGCAGCCCGUCUCUUUGUGCGUCUUUUCAACAAGCGGGGGGCGUCCUUACAGCGUGGCAUCCUGGAGCUUUUGGCUCUGGCAGACGCUGCCGAUGACUUCCACAAAAAAACGGUGAAAGCCGCUGUGGGUGGAGGGGUGGCCAGUGUUGCUGGCAGCCUGACAACAAUCACGGGGCUCAUUCUGGCGCCUUUCACCUUUGGCGCCUCUAUUAUCGUCACGGCGGUGGGGAUCAGUGUGGCGACGGCGGGCAGCAUCACCUCAGCAACAGCCAACAUCACAGAUACAGUUCACUCUAACAUGGACCGUAAGAAGCUGGAGAAGAUGAUCCAGGGCUACCAGGAGGAGAUCAGCGACAUCAGGGAGUGUUUGGAGUUUGUGCAGGCAGGUAUGGACACCCUGCAGGAGUGGGACUUUGAGAAAUACUCAAAGAGCGUCACCAAAAAGGCUAUGAACCACAACCUCCGGCAUGUGAUGAAGGAGGGCGGCAUGGCCGGAAAAGCCCUGUUGGUCAACACAAACAAACUGGUCAGCACUGUGCAGGUUUUAGGCGCUGCAGGCGGUGUUGCCAAAGCCGCCCAGGCCAUCAGCAUCACCACAGGGGUGAUAUCAGCGCUCUUCCUGGCUCUGGAUAUUUUCUUCCUCGCCAAAGACUCCCACAAGCUCCGCAAGGGCGCCAAGACCAAGUUCGCCACCAAGAUCAGGGAGGUGUGCAAAGAACUCCAGGACGGCCUCCUGGAGCUGAACAAGGUGAAGACGCAGCUGCAGAAGACCAUGGACGGCAUUGAGGUGGAGGAGGUGGAGGUGGAGGAGGAAGAGGAGGUGGAGGAGGAAGUCGAAGACGAUCCCAGGAAGCUGGCUGAGCUGGAGCAGGAACUGGACCUACUGGAGGAGCAACUGGACAGGAAGGUUGAGGAAGAGCAGAAGAGUAAAGAUAUGGGGAAGGAACAUUUGAAAAGUAAGAAGAAAAAGAAGGAGAAGAGCGUGAAGGAAAAGAAGGACCAAGAGGAGAUGGCAGAUAAGGAUAGACGCAAGGCAAGCAAAGAAGACAAUUGCACAAUUAAAAAGACAGACGAGAAGGAGAAAGAGAAAAAGAAAACUGGAAAAGAACUAUGUUGGGAAACGGCAACGGGGAGAGAGGAGUGGGAAAGAGAGCGAAGGAGCAGCAGGGAGGAAUCUGACUUAAAGAGGAGUCACCGUGGGGGAGGAACAGCUCGGCAUGAUGACCACAGGGAGAGGGGAGGGGAGGAACAGGAGAGCAGGCGUGAGAGGAGGAAGUUUGACAGAGCAGUGGGUGAGGAGGAGAGGGGGAAGAGGAAAGAGGAUGGAGAGAGGAGAGGAAGUGACAGAGGCAGAGAGCAGGAACACGGCCACCGGGGAUCUGUACGUGGCUCCAUGGCGCUGCUGGAAGAUGGUAUUCAGCCAGGUGAAGGCCACGCCCUCUGCAGGAUGCUGCAGAAAGCCCAGCCCCCCCCACACCCACCACCACCACCUGAUGUUUGCUGAUUUAAAU